GCAAGGCCGCAACGGGGAGAAGACGGUGGGCUAAAGGAAAGACGCAUUUAAAUAGGAAAUAUUGUUAAAGGAAUAAAGACAAACCAUCACUGAUACGGUUACAGUUUGCUUAAGAGUUAGUAUAAAUUGCGCGACCGCAAUGUCGGCCCAGGCUCAGAUGAGAGCUUUGCUCGACCAGUUAAUGGGGACUGCGAGGGAUGGUGAUGAAACGCGACAGCGGGUGAAGUUCACUGAUGAGCGUGUCUGCAAAAGCCACCUGUUAAACUGCUGCCCUCAUGACAUUCUCUCUGGAACCCGCAUGGAUCUAGGAGAGUGCUCAAAGAUACAUGACUUGGCUCUUCGGGCAGACUAUGAAAUUGCCUCCAAGGACAGAGAUCUCUUCUUUGAACUUGAUGCUGUGGAUCACCUGGAGUCCUUCAUUGCUGAUUGCGACAGGAGAACAGAACUGGCCAAGAAACGUCUUGCUGAAACCCAAGAGGAGAUCAGUGCAGAGGUGGCUGCAAAGGCUGAGAAGGUGCACGAGCUGAAUGAGGAGAUCGGGAAGCUGCUGGCCAAGUCAGAGCAGCUGGGAGCCGAGGGCAACGUGGACGAGGCACAGAAGGUCCUGCAGGAGGUGGAGAAAGUCAGAAGCAGGAAGAGAGAUGCAGAGGAGGAGUACAGAAACUCCAUGCCAGCCUCCAGUUUCCAGCAGCAGAAGCUCCGUGUGUGUGAAGUGUGUUCCGCCUACCUUGGUCUCCAUGACAAUGAUCGCCGACUGGCUGACCACUUUGGAGGAAAGCUGCACCUGGGCUUCAUUCAGAUUCGAGAGAAACUGGAGCAGCUAAAGAAAACGGUGGCAGAGAAGCAGGAGAGGCGAAACCAGGAGCGUCUGAAGAGGAGAGAGGAAAGGGAGCGUGAAGAGAGGAUGAGGAAGAGAGGGGAUUCUGCAUUGACUGAUACCCCAGGAGAGCUGCAUAGGGGGACUGCAUCAGGGACCAGAUCACGGAGCAGGGAGCGUAGAAGGUCUCGCUCUCGGGAGCGCAGGAGGCGGCGCUCUCGCUCGUCGUCGCGGGAGAAGCGCCGCUCGCGCUCCAGGGACCGGGAGAGACGCCGCCGGCACCGCAGCCGCUCCCGCAGCAAGGGCCACCGGCACAGCCGCGACCGCAGCCGCGACCGCGACCGCAGCUCCAGGCACAAGUCAUCGCGGGACUGUGAGCGUUCCUCCCGUGACAGGUCGCGGGAUCGGGACAGGAAGAAGAGCUCGUCGGAGCGACGGCAGGACGGGGUGAACGGGAGGAUGGACUCCCGGAGGCUAGACGAGAGGGAGGCCGGGGAGAUCUGAGGGCCUGCACUGUGACCCAUUACACUGUACAUUCACACACUUUACUACUACCAGUAACACUGACCUGCAGCCCCCACCCCUCUCAAUAAGGAUAUGUCAGCAUACCCAUUUGGUCCUGCUGUAUCAUGGCUUCUCUAGGGUGUAGGCUUUGGCUCUCAAAUCGCUGUUGUGGAUAUAUUCAGGCAGAUUGGUUUUGCACUGGGGGUAUCAUUAAUAUCUGUUUCGCAUGUUUUUCCCUUCAUUCAGAGCCUAAGCAGAGAUGCAUUUUUUUUCCAAGCAUUAGUGUUUGGAUGGUGGAAAAUAUGACUAGUAAAUGGAUGGAUUAUAUGCAGUUCAGGUUCAUCAGAUUCUGAUGUGAAUCAAUGGCUCAUUGCUUUCAGUUUUGUUUCUACUGCAGCAGAAACUGAAUUUAUCUUGGACAAGCAGUGUGAGUGCACAUUUCCUAUGGAAGAAGCAGGCAAGCUUUCCUUUUUAACUCGUAUAUGAAUAGGAUUAUUUGAAUGUGACAUGCUUGAUGUUUAAUAUACUCUUGCAUUGCUCUAAUUCCAGCCAUUUGAAGGUAUUGUGAUUGCCUUUCCACCUUUAAUAUAACUUUUGUUCUAGUUGGUCCUCUAUACACUUAAUGUUGUUUUUGUAGUGUGAGAAAGGGUGUCGGUUGUCCCAUCUGCAAAUCCUUGAACCAUCAUGUCCCAGAGAAGCUGCUUCCAGCACUGCCACGGUUUCAAGGUUUUCCUGAUUAGUCUCACUUCAGUGUGCAGCGUCCUUAACUUUGCAUUGAGAGAGUAUGCAAGUGGUCGUUUUUCUUUAUCUAC
Molecule: messenger RNA, 2133 nt
Organism: Megalops cyprinoides (Indo-Pacific tarpon)
Lineage: Eukaryota; Metazoa; Chordata; Actinopteri; Elopiformes; Megalopidae
Gene: luc7l
Product: LUC7-like (S. cerevisiae)
Exons: 11
Coding region: 140-1321 (393 amino acids)
Biological process (GO): mRNA splice site recognition
Cellular component (GO): U1 snRNP; U2-type prespliceosome
Molecular function (GO): mRNA binding
Source: RefSeq, a predicted model, not a curated record